UGAACAAUUUUCCAUAAAUUGGUUUGUUUAGAGGUUAACAUUUGAAGAUCUAUAUAGGUAAACAAGACUCCAUAGACAACAAUGUUGAGGUCAUAUUCUAUCAAUUCGUUUGCAAGAUCUAAUGCGUUAAGAACGCGUAACUUCAGUAAGAUGAGUCGUGUUCUUGAAGUUAGCAAAGCUCCAAUCACUCCUGCUCCAACUCCACCAAAGGUUGUUAAAAAGAAAGGAUUUUCUGUAUUUAGAUUGUUAUUUAAUACUACCAUUUUAGCAUCUGUAUUAUAUGGAAGUACUUUGUAUGUUGCUACUAAGAAUGAAAAAGUUAUGGAUUUUGUUAUUGAUAAACAAUUGCCAUAUUAUGAAGAAAUCAUUGACUUUAUUGAAAAGGGAUCUAUUGAUGAUAUUAAAACUGGAUUUGAAAAUCUUCAAUCUAAAGUAUUUAACUUUAAAGUACCAACCACUGAUGAAAUAGCUAAAACAGGUGAGAAUAUAAUCAACGCUACCAGAAAAACUGUUAAACAUCAAACUGGAUAUGAUUCAACUACCCCUGCUGAACAACUUCAAAAACCAGUUGCUAUUGAAAGUGUUAAAAAAGAUAUUGAACAUUUACCACUUAUUAAAGUAAAUGAAAAUGUGGCUUCUUCAGUUGAUGAAACUAUUAAAAAUACCAUUGAAUCAUUUAAUAGUCUUAUUCAAUCGAUUGAUGCUAGUCAUGUUGGACCAGCCAAAGCCAAUUUUAUAAAAGCCAUUAAUGAUAAUAUCAGUGAAUUAACUUUAAAGUUAGAUGCUUUAACUAAAAAAUUUGAAGAAGAAUUACAAUCUAAACUAAAAUCAUCCCAAACAGAAUUAUUAUCAUCAUAUACUAAGAAAGAAUUAGAAUUAACUGAAAAUUUAUUACAUCAAUUUAAUCGUGAAAAAUCUCAAUUAGAAAAAAAAUUAAAUCAACGUUUGAAACAAGAAGUUCAAGCUACUAAAGAAGCUAUUUCACAAGCUGCUGUAAAUGCUGUUUCCAUGGUUCGUAUUGAACAAACCAAGAAUUUUGAAAAAUUAAUUGCUGAUAAGAUGAAUGAAGAAAGAAAUGGUAAAUUAGCUAAUUUAGAAAGUUUAUCUUCUAGAUUAUCUGAAUUAGAAGCUUUUGCUGAAAGUUUUGAAACUCAAUUAGUCAAUAAUCAUAAUAGAUCUAUUCUUCAAAAGUCUUUAGCUACUUUCAAAUCUGUUUUAUUUGCAUCUGAAGUUGAUGAAAAACCAAAAUCCCUUAAACCUUAUAUUGAAAAUUUAAAUGAUAUUUCUUUUAAAACUAAUGAUGAAGUGAUAGAUUUAGCCUUACUGGAAUUAAAUCAUUUAUUAGCUAAAGAAUCUUCUCAAUCAAUUUUAACUACAUCUCAAUUAUUAUCUCGUUGGGAACAACUAACUCCAGAAUUAAGAUCGGCUUCAUUAUUACCACCAAAUGCUGGUUUAUUAGGUCAUUUUGCUUCAGCGAUUUUCUCUAAAUUAUUACUUCCAGUCAAAGGUAACAAACCAGAUGGAAAAGAUAUUGAAUCAGUCAUUGCUAGAGUUGAAAAUAGUUUAAUUAAAGGUGAUUUAGAUGUUGCUGUUGAAGAAGUGGCUAAUUUAAAAGGAUGGUCAAGAAAAUUAGCUGAUGAUUGGGUUAUUGAAGGAAGAAAGAGAUUAGAAGCUGAAUUAUUAGUUAACCUUAUCGAAUCUGAAUUAAGAUUGUUGUAAUUAAGUUUAUUUAUAUGUAUAUCUAAAUAUCUAUUCCCAUUAAACAUUUAUUUAAAAUUUUGAAAUCGUUCACGUGAUUUGUAAAUUAAUUUUUUUUUUUU
Molecule: messenger RNA, 1820 nt
Organism: Scheffersomyces coipomensis
Lineage: Eukaryota; Fungi; Ascomycota; Pichiomycetes; Serinales; Debaryomycetaceae
Exons: 1
Coding region: 82-1719 (545 amino acids)
Biological process (GO): cristae formation
Cellular component (GO): MICOS complex
Source: RefSeq, a predicted model, not a curated record